Messenger RNA from Mobula hypostoma (lesser devil ray), 2065 nucleotides. RefSeq names its product leucine-rich repeat LGI family, member 2a (gene lgi2a). The transcript is spliced from 8 exons. Lineage: Eukaryota; Metazoa; Chordata; Chondrichthyes; Myliobatiformes; Myliobatidae. The record is from RefSeq and is a predicted model, not a curated record. Gene Ontology annotation, molecular function: protein binding. Bases 75 to 1697 code for a protein of 540 amino acids. Gene Ontology annotation, biological process: inhibitory synapse assembly.
GUGCAGAAAGUAGAGGCAGCGUACGGGAUGAUUUGUUAGAUAGCCAUCUGUAAGGGUGCAUCAAAGACCAGAUAAUGUGUAGUUUGGACAAGAGCUUUGUGCUGCUCUCUGUGACAAUUGGGAUCAGCUUGUUAUUCAGCAAUGUGAUUGGGAAAAAGGCGAAUUGUCCCUCUCGGUGCAGCUGUACCAGAGAUACCAUCAUGUGUGUUGGAACUUCAUCCGUCCCACGGCUUACUGCCGGCGAUAUAACGUCCCUGAGUUUGGUAAAUGGAAGUUACCACGAAAUAGGAGAAGGAAUGUUUUCAAGCUUGCCGUUUUUGCAACUUUUGCUGCUGAAUUCAGAUUCAGUUACAUUGAUAAAGGAUGAUGCCUUUGCUGAUCUUCCACAUCUUGAGUAUUUAUUUAUUGAAAACAACAAAAUUGAGUCCAUAUCAAGACACGCUUUUCGAGGACUCAAAGAUUUGAUCCAUCUUUCUUUGGCCAACAACGGGAUCAAAUCUUUACCAAGAGAUGUCUUCCUUGACUUGGACUCCUUGAUUGAACUGGAUUUGCGUGGAAAUAGGUUUCAAUGUGACUGUAAAACAAAAUGGAUGACCUCUUGGCUGAAGACCAUCAAUGCCACUGUGAAUGACGUUUUCUGUGCUGGUCCUCAAGAUCUUGAGGGAAAGAAGCUAACUGACCUGACAAACUCUGAGUUUGACUGCCUGUCAACAAAAUUUGUACUGCACCAGAUUUUACCAUAUGAAUCUGUAUCUGUGAACACGUUCUCUUUCAAGAAUGAUGUUUACGUCGCAAUUGCACAACCAAAUGUCGGAAACUGCAGCGUGUUAGAAUGGGACCAUAUUGAGAGGAGUUUUAGAAGUUAUGACAAUAUUACUGGUCAGUCCAUAAUUGGAUGUACACCAAUAACAAUUGAACAACAAGUCUUUGUUGUAAUUGCACAACUUUUCGGUGAUUCUGCCAUUUAUAAACAUAAUGAGAGCCGGACUAAAUUUGUGAAAUUUCAAGGAAUCGAAGCUUCUAAAAUUUCAAAACCAAACGACAUUGAGGCAUUCCAGAUUGACAAUGAGUGGUUCUUUAUUAUUGUGGAUAGUUCCAAAGCUGGGUUGUCAACAAUAUAUAAAUGGACUGGCAAAGAAUUCUAUUCCUACCAGACUCUGCACAAAUGGUUUAGAGACAUAGAUUCUGAAUACGUCAGUAUAGAUGGGAAGUCUUAUUUAAUUUUAACAAGUCGGUCGCAAAACCCAGUGAUCUUUGAAUGGAACAAAAAUACAAAGCAGUUUGUGCAGCAAAGCGUUUUGCAACAUAUGGAGGAUGUAAUAGCUGUGAAGAGUUUCAAAAUUAAAAAUGACCUGUUCAUUUCUCUGACAAGAUUUAUUGGAGAUUCUAAGAUAAUGAAAUGGAAUACAAAGCAGUUUGUUGAAAUGCAAGAUCUUCCUUCACGAGGGUCAAUGCUUCUGCAACCAUUUUCAUUCAAAGACUGGCACUAUUUGGUUGUAGCAAGUGACUACACUUUCUCUGAGAUUUAUAUUUGGGACAGUCAAAAAAAGGGCUUUACAAAAUUUGAAGAAAUCUAUGUCCAGGCUCCUAGAUCUUUCACCGCUGUAUCCACAGGUCGAACCGAUUUUUUAUUUGCUGCAAGUUUUAAAGGAAGUACUCAAAUAUUUGAGCAUGCAAUUAUUGAUUUGAGCCUGUAACUUACUGGAAAAAGUUGCGAAUGCAAAAUCUUAAUUAGUUAGUUAGUAAAUUGAUUUUUAUUACUUGAGAGGCUGAAAAUAACUGGUUCAAUGUAUUAAACUGCAACUGUACAAUGAGAAGAAAAGUAGUCUUGUAAAAAAAAACAUAUGGUAAUUGUUGAUGGCUCACUCUUUGGAGGAGGUGGCCUCUGGAACGGACACUGUUGUAUUAAUUGUCAUCUUGUGAACGGUUAUAUUCAGACCCAAGAAACUGUUACUAAUUCUAAAACGAUCAUUUAAAAAAUUGUUAUCAUUUACUGCUAUUACAGUAGUAGCAGAAGUAUUUAUAAAAUGUAUUCUCAUUCAGUAUGAAUAUACUGUAUAUUAUA